AUUUGAGUCAGACGGUAUUUUGGUCACUCUGAAACCAGCUCCAAUUAAUUAAAUUUACCAAAAAACUAUUAAAAUGGUCGGUUGGAGCCGAUUGCUGUCGCCAGCGGCGCAAUUCGCCAACUACCGCGCCGUUCUCCAAGCUCCGGCUUGCCGAAAUGCGCUGCAGCAACAACUGCGCCGGAUGGGUGGUGAUCAUGGACACCACCACAUGACAGUAAAGCCAUCGCGCUUUCAAUGGGACAAGUUCAAGGAUCUGAUUCACUUUUACGUAAUGCUUGGCGUCGUGCCGAUCACAGCGCUGGUGCUCUACUCGAACAUCUUCGUGGGGCCCGCUCAGUUGGCAGAGAUUCCCGAGGGUUACGUGCCCAAGUACUGGGAGUACGAGAAGCACCCAAUCUCCCGGUUUAUUUCCCGGUACAUUUACAGCUCGCAGCAGCAGGAAUACGAGAAAGCCUUGCACAACUUGUUUGAGGAAAACGAGAAGGCUCAAAUUCGAAAACUUGAGGAAGAGGUUCGUCGCAAGAUGUCGGAGCGAAAUGAUUACCAGUCGUACUACUAUCGUCCGACGGUAGCCAAGUAUCACAGAAUAUCCAAGGAGGCUGCUGAUGAGCUGGAAGCUCUGCGGGGCGAUUAGACCAGUUCCUGGCUGGCUCUUUCGACAUUUGGUCGGACGUCUAGUAAAUGAAAUGUAUAGGCCUCAAGUUGGGGAAAUAAAGUGUUGAAUCUGCAACAUCAUUUUACGCACCCUAA
Molecule: messenger RNA, 750 nt
Organism: Drosophila subobscura
Lineage: Eukaryota; Metazoa; Arthropoda; Insecta; Diptera; Drosophilidae
Gene: ND-SGDH
Product: NADH dehydrogenase [ubiquinone] 1 beta subcomplex subunit 5, mitochondrial
Exons: 4
Coding region: 74-634 (186 amino acids)
Source: RefSeq, a predicted model, not a curated record